Exaiptasia diaphana is the source of this 1956-nucleotide messenger RNA. RefSeq names its product protein PES4. Gene Ontology annotation, cellular component: nuclear speck. Gene Ontology annotation, biological process: mRNA splicing, via spliceosome. Bases 12 to 707 code for a protein of 231 amino acids. The transcript is spliced from 9 exons. The record is from RefSeq and is a predicted model, not a curated record. Gene Ontology annotation, molecular function: RNA binding. NCBI's taxonomy places the organism in Eukaryota, Metazoa, Cnidaria, Anthozoa, Actiniaria, Aiptasiidae.
UUGAUGCGAUCAUGGCAGAAUUUAAAGUAGAAGAGAAAGGCAAAGUUUUCUUGAAAAAUAUACCAAACGGAACAGCAAAGGAAGAGAUAUUUUUUCUGUUUUCUUCCAUUGGUCCGUUGAAAGAUGUCAUUUUACGUACACCAAAAUCUAUCCACUUCAAUCUAUCAACCGUUUACAUGUAUGGGUUUGUAUCAUUUCAAGAUGAAAAAGAUGCUGAGAGGGCAAUUUCACAGUUCAAUCAUUUUCCAUUCCGUAAUUCAAGGGGAAUAGAAUCAUUGUUACGUGUGGAGAAAUCUUUCAAAAAGGUUCCAAGUUCUGGUUUAAGUAAGCAAGCCUCAUCCUCUCUUUGGUCAGUAGGAAGUUUAGAAUCUGACAAAGGCUCAGGCUCAAGUGAUAAUUGUAGCACUGUGAGUGAAAAGGGCACAGGACAGGAUAAUAGAUCUUCAAAUCAAGAACCAGAAUGGAUGAAGGAAAGAAAGGCAUUAMUGGAAAUUAUUGCACAAAAUGACCAGAAAAUCACUGAACUACAAAAGAAACGAGGCGAUGAACUUGUAGACCUAGACAAAAGGGAAAGGGAACUACUCGAAGAACUUGAUAGACUUCCAAAAAAGAUUCAUACCCUAAAAGAAGAAAUAGAAGUUUUAAAGCUUCAAGUCAAGUUAAAAGAACUUGAAAAAGAGCAGGAUCAGAUACUAACUAGCAGAUAACGUGGUCAAUAUCAUAUGAAAACAUUUUGAAAAAAACACUGCAUUAAAAUUAAGGCUAAAUUAUCAAAGCCAAGACUGAAAGUGCAACAUGGAAGGUCAAGAUAUGAUUGACAUUUAUACCAAAAACUACCCAAAAUCCCCUUUGUUCUUGGCUUGGAUGAUUUUGCCUUUCUCAACCUGGCAACAUUUUUGAAUUGGUGUAUCAAAGAAAGCACUGAUAAGAGUUUGCAUACGUGAUGUACUGGCUGCACAUAUUAACUUAUUUAAUUUCCCUUGAAUAAUAUAUUACAGUUAGAGUAACAAAGAAUAAUAUAUUGGUUGACUUUACAUCUAAUUGUUAUAGUUGUUAUUUGUUAAAAGUUUGAUAGAUUACCAAAGUGAUGUCACAAAUAUUUUUUUUCUUUUUUGAUUAUUGGAUUUCUUGCUAACAGUAUCCUUACGUGGCAUGACAAAAAGUUGCUGUCUACUAAAUUUCAGAGUUCUAGUACCAUUUAUAGUGGAUGUAUAAGGUCUUUUAAGGUUGGAUUACCACAUACAUUACGCUUGUAAGUUUGCUUUUAGUUUUGUUCAUAACCAGAGCAUAUUUACAUAGAUUUUUGUAUGUAGUCCAUGGUACUAGGAUACCGGCAUUUGGUAAAAAAAAGGAAUUGGAAAAUGAUGGAAUUUCAAAUACUCAGCAUGUUAUGUCACAUCACUUCGGUACUCUAUUACAAUAAAGCUGUUAUAUGACAGACUAGUACCCAGUUGUUACUAUUUUUUUCUCUGGUGCGCGCAAAGGAUCAAGGGAAGUUGAAAGUUUGGACUUCCCUUGAUGCAGCGUGACCCUUAAAACGAGCAAAAAAAAACAACAACUGGGUACGAGUCUUCAAACUAUUUAUUCUUGAAAAUAUUGUUACAGUUUUAAGUUGAUCAUAUUGAUGAGAAAUUGUUAUAUGUUCGCUUGAAAAUGAGUGUUCUAUGAACACUAAAUUUGAAGUGGUAGAAACCCCUAAGAUAUUCAGCGCAAAAAGAAAUCAAUAGAAGAAAUGGGUGUCCUGAAAUGGGCGAAAUGCUUGUCAGAAUUUUCCUGAAAGAUUCCAAAGGGUGGGUGUGGCAUGGCAAAGUUUCACCCUUCGGUUAAAAAAUGAAGCAAGCAAUCAGGUCCCAAACUUACAAAAAAAUGUACGAAAUAUGCUGAUAAAUAUGUUUAAUAAUACAAACGUUGUACUAUUUAUGAUAGUUAUUUUAAAUAAAUUCACGUUUAAAUUCA